Messenger RNA from Aegilops tauschii subsp. strangulata, 682 nucleotides. RefSeq names its product zinc finger protein AZF2. The record is from RefSeq and is a predicted model, not a curated record. NCBI's taxonomy places the organism in Eukaryota, Viridiplantae, Streptophyta, Magnoliopsida, Poales, Poaceae.
GCAGGCCAAGGUGGUACGAACGCACGCUAAGUACGCUGCGACUUUCGGCUACCAACCUAACCGGCCGGCGAGAGAUCAAGUCCAGACUCGAGAGAGAGCCAUGAGCAAGAGAGGCAGGGAUGUGUGGGACAUGGAGCUGGGCAGCCUGGACACGGCCCGCCUGCUCAUGCUCCUCGCGCAGCAGCACCAGCACCAGCGCGCCGUCGCCGGGGCGGCGCAGGCGAUGGGCGGCGACCGCGUGUUCGAGUGCAAGACGUGCAACCGGCAGUUCCCGACGUUCCAGGCGCUCGGAGGGCACCGCGCCAGCCACAAACGCCCCAGGCUCCACCAUCCGCAGCCGCAGCACGCGACCGGCAGCGUCGACGACGACGCGGCGCUCUGCCUCGGCCGCCGGGCGCCGCCGCAGGCGGCCAGGCCGAGGGCGCACGAGUGCCCCGUCUGCGGGCUCGAGUUCGCCGUCGGGCAGGCGCUGGGUGGGCACUUGCGCCGGCACCGUGUCGAGGCCGAGGCCGCGGCCAGAGCGCCGAGCUGCGAGGCGGCGGCGACCAAGACGGAGUUGGCGUCGUGCGACGCCGGCGGGAUCUGCCUGGGCCUGAACCUGGCGCCUUCGGAGAACUGCGCCAAGUGUAGGAGCGUGGCGGGGCUCGGCGCUGCUGCCGGGGAGGGUGUGUUGAAUAAUUAG